This is a messenger RNA of Rangifer tarandus platyrhynchus (Svalbard reindeer), 2367 nucleotides long. The record is from the annotation of a GenBank genome assembly. Lineage: Eukaryota; Metazoa; Chordata; Mammalia; Artiodactyla; Cervidae.
AUGGCGGACGCCUGGGAAGAGAUUAGGCGUUUGGCGGCAGACUUUCAGCGGGCGCAGUUUGCAGAGGCCACGCAAAGAUUGUCAGAGCGGAACUGCAUUGAGAUUGUGAAUAAAUUGAUUGCUCAGAAACAGCUAGAAGUAGUUCACACACUUGAUGGGAAGGAAUAUAUUACUCCAGCCCAAAUUAGUAAAGAAAUGAGAGAUGAGCUACAUGUUCGAGGUGGUCGAGUAAACAUCGUUGAUCUGCAACAGGUAAUUAAUGUGGAUUUGACUCAUAUUGAAAAUAGAAUUGGUGACAUUGUUAAAUCAGAAAAACAUGUUCAACUAGUAUUGGGACAACUGAUAGAUGAGAACUAUUUGGACCGUUUAGCAGAAGAAGUAAAUGAUAAAUUACAGGAAAGUGGUCAAGUAACCAUAGCAGAACUGUGUAAAACCUAUGAUCUUCCUGGAAACUUUCUGACACAGGCACUAACUCAGCGACUAGGUAAAAUUAUUAACGGACACAUUGAUCUUGAUAACAGAGGAGUAAUAUUUACUGAAGCUUUUGUAUCUAGACAUAAAGCACGCAUCCGUGGACUGUUCAGUGCUAUUACCCGGCCUACAACAGUGAAUUCUUUGAUUUCAAGAUAUGGAUUUCAGGAGCAGCUUCUUUACUCUGUUCUUGAAGAACUUGUUAAUAAUGGACGCUUACGAGGCACUGUGGUUGGUGGGAGACAGGAUAAGGCAGUGUUUAUCCCUGACAUUUACUCCAGAACACAGAGUGCUUGGGUGGAUUCUUUUCUCAGGCAGAACGGCUAUCUCGAAUUUGAUGCUUUGUCCAGACUUGGAAUCCCAGAUGCUAUGAGCUACAUAAAGAAAAGAUAUAAGACUGCACAACUCUUGUUUUUGAAAGCAGCUUGUGUUGGCCAGGGACUUGUGGAUCAGGUGGAAGCAUCAGUAGAGGAAGCCAUCAGCUCUGGAACAUGGGUUGAUACUGCACCUCUGCUACCCAGUUCCUUAUCAGUUGAAGACGCUGCAAUAUUGCUUCAACAUGUAAUGAGAGCACUCAGCAAACAGGCUUCAGCUGUAGUCUUCAGCGAUACUAUUGUAGUCAGUGAAAAAUUUAUAAAUGAUUGUACAGACCUGUUCAGUGAACUGAUGCACCAGAAAGCUGAAAAGGAAAUGAAAAACAAUCCUGUUCAUUUAAUCACUGAAGAAGAUCUGAAACAAAUCUCCAUUUUAGAAAGCAUUAAUACAAGUAAAAAGGAUAAAAAAGAUGAACGAAGGAGGAAAGCAACAGAGGGCAGUGGAAGUGUGAGAGGAGGAGGUGGCGGCAAUGCCAGAGAGUACAAAAUUAAAAAAACAAAGAAGAAAGGAAGAAAAGAUGACGACAGUGAUGAUGAGUCAUCUCACACAGGAAAAAAGAAACCAGAGAUUACUUUUAUGUUCCAGGAUGAGAUUGAGGAUUUUUUAAGAAAACACUUACAAGAUGCCCCUGAGGAGUUUAUUUCUGAGCUUGCAGAACCUUUAAAUAAAACUUACCUCGAAGUGGUACAUUCAGUUUACAUGUCUUCAACUUCUUCGGCCUCUGGAACUGGUAGAAAGCGCACGAUCAAGGACUUACAAGAAGAGGUUUCAAACCUUUACAAUAAUAUUCGAUUAUUUGAAAAAGGGAUGAAGUUCUUUACAGAUGAUACCCAGGCUGCUCUUACCAAACACCUGCUGAAAACAGUGUGUACUGAUAUCACUAAUCUCAUUUUCAACUUUUUAGCUUCGGACUUAAUGAUGGCAGUAGAUGAUCCUGCAACCAUUACCAGUGAAGUAAGAAAAAAAAUUCUAAGUAAAUUAUCAGAAGAAACAAAAGUGGCUCUCACCAAACUCCACAGCUCUCUGAAUGAAAAGAGCAUAGAAGACUUUCUUGGUUGUCUGGAUUCUGCAGCAGAAGCUUGUGAUAUUAUGUUGAAGAAAGGAGACAAAAAAAGAGAAAGGCAGAUACUGUUUCAGCAUCGGCAAGCACUGGUUGAACAGCUAAAAGUCACAGAAGACCCUGCUCUUAUUCUGCAUCUCACAUCGGUUCUAUUGUUUCAGUUCUCAACCCAUAGCAUGCUCCAUGCACCUGGAAGAUGUGUCCCCCAGAUCAUUGCUUUUCUGAAUAGUAAAAUUCCAGAGGAUCAACAUACUCUUUUAGUAAAGUAUCAAGGUUUGGUUGUAAAGCAUUUAGUCAGUCAAAAUAAGAAGACUGGGCAGGGAGAAGAUCCCUUAAGUGAUGAAUUAGACAAAGAACAAGAGGAUAUCAUUAAUACAACUCGUAAAGAACUUCAGGAGCUUUCCUCGUCCAUUAAAGACCUUGUUCUCAAAUCUAGGAAGUCAUCAGUGACAGAAGAGUAA